UUUUUUUUUUUAUCAAAUGGAACAAUCUUUAAAUGAAAUAGAACCAUUAUUAAAUGAUACACGAAAACAUUGGUUAUCUCGAAUACAACGAUGGCUUCAUCAUCAUAUUCUCUUGUCAGUGUCUGUGAUCCUUUUUUGUCUCACCAUAGGAUGGCUGAGUUUCAUCUUUUGGUGCCUUCCAUCUGUACAAAGAGGCAACAAUGGAUAUCAUGGUCAUACGGUAUUUGGAACUCAUGGAGGUGUGGCUGUAGAGGCUGAAGAAUGCUCUAACGUUGGUGUACAAAUAUUACAACAAGGUGGAAAUGCCGUUGAUUCAGCUAUUGCUUCUGCUUUAUGUAUUGGUGUCAUCAAUAACCAUGCUACAGGAAUCGGUGGUGGUGGAUUCAUGUUGAUACGAUCACCUAAUGGCACUUAUGAAUUGAUUGACUUUCGGGAACGUGCACCGGCAAAAGCUCAUCAAGAUAUGUUCGUCGAGGAUCCUAUGCUGGCUCAAGUUGGCGCGUUAUCUAUUGCGACUCCUGGUGAAAUUCGAGGAUUUGAACUAGCACAUCGAAGACAUGGAAAACUAGAGUGGUACAAACUAUUUGAACCUGCUAUUCAUAUAGCUCGUUAUGGAUUUGUGGCAACCGCAUUUCAAGAAUCUCGUCUUGAAUUAGCGGCUGACUGGAUCAUGGAAUCUCAAGUAUGGAAAGAUAUCUAUGCACCCAAUGGCACUUUGGCAAAACAAGGCGGUAUUAUUCGACGACCAGCGUUAGCAAAUACACUUGAAACAAUCGCAAAAGAAGGAGCCGAUGCUUUUUACAAGGGACCAAUAGCAGAACAAAUGAUUCGAAUGAUUCAAGAAAAUGGAGGAAUUCUUAGUAUGGAAGAUCUGGCAUCGUACAAGGCAAUUAUUCGACCUACCAUUAAUACAUAUUAUCAUGGACGAAAAGUCACCACGGGAACAUCACCUACAAGUGGACCAAUGAUAUUAUCGGUUUUAAAUCUUUUGGAACGAUAUAAUCUUCGUGUGCAAGGGCAAACAGCGCUAAAUAUACAUCGAUUACUGGAGGCUUUCAAGUUUGGAUAUGCUUUUAGAACUGAAAUGGGAGAUCCUGAUUACCUUGAUAAUGAGGACCGAAUGCAUCAAAUCAUCUCAAAAGAAUGGGCUUCUCUUGUUAGAAAAAAUAUAUCUGAUGAAAAAACCUUUGAACCAUCCUAUUAUCAACCAAAAUACGAUCAUAUCGACUCUCAUGGGACAAUGCAUCUUUCUGUAAUAGAUGAAAAUGAUGGUGCGGUUGCUUUAACAUCUACUGUGAACCUUUUAUUUGGAUCAAGACUGAUGGAUGCAGUUACUGGAGUGAUCUUCAAUGAUCAAAUGGAUGAUUUUUCCAUUCCUGGCACGCCGAAUAUGUUUGGGCUUUCUCCAAGUAAAAAUAAUUAUGUUGCACCUGGGAAACGACCUUUAUCUUCUAUUACACCUGUGAUUGUGGAAUAUGAUACAUCUCUGGAAUUGGUGCUUGGAGGCUCAGGUGGAUCUACCAUUCCAACAUCAACAUUGAAUGUAUUAUUAAAUGUAUUGGAUUAUCAUAAGGAUUUAUAUGAAGCGACUGAAUCUUCACGAUUUCACCAUCAGCUUAUACCUAAUUUGGCUAUUGUGGAAGAUGAUCAAGAUGUAUUUUUGAUGGAAGCAUUAAAGGAUCGUGGACAUCAGGUAUUAAAAAAAUAAAGACUCAAUACUCAAGAUAGGGUUUCAUUUCAUCUUUUUUUUUUGAUUUAGGUGUUUUUGCUACCUCCUGAAUGGCAUAUAUCUGCGGUUCAAAGCGUUCAAAGAUUCCCUAAUGGCAAGAUUGCUGCGGUGAGUGAUCCAAGAAAACAAGGUCUGGCUGCUGCUUAUUAGAUAUAGAGAGUGCUUUUUUUUGGAUGUUUGACAAUAAAAAAGAACAGGACGCAUGGAUCUUUUUUUUUUAUAUUCUUUAUUUGUUUAUACUAUAUUGUAAUUUUGAAUGUACAUGAAUAAACCCUAUUUUGUA
Molecule: messenger RNA, 2012 nt
Organism: Halteromyces radiatus
Lineage: Eukaryota; Fungi; Mucoromycota; Mucoromycetes; Mucorales; Cunninghamellaceae
Product: gamma-glutamyltransferase
Exons: 13
Coding region: 17-1708 (563 amino acids)
Biological process (GO): glutathione catabolic process
Cellular component (GO): plasma membrane
Molecular function (GO): glutathione gamma-glutamate hydrolase
Source: RefSeq, a predicted model, not a curated record